This is a messenger RNA of Cercospora beticola, 1662 nucleotides long. It is a transcript of the gene RSA4, whose product is annotated as Rsa4p. Lineage: Eukaryota; Fungi; Ascomycota; Dothideomycetes; Mycosphaerellales; Mycosphaerellaceae. Gene Ontology annotation, cellular component: nucleolus. The record is from RefSeq and is a predicted model, not a curated record. Gene Ontology annotation, molecular function: protein binding. Gene Ontology annotation, biological process: ribosomal large subunit assembly.
GUGAACAACCCACAUAUUCCUCACCAUGUCGACCGUCUUACCACCUCCUUCAAAGCGGCAAAAGACUGCUGCGGCCACGAAAGCACGCGAACCCUUAAACACAACUCCCGAAACGAUUCCAGAUGCACAGCAGCGCAUACAAUUCCUUGAUGCAGAUACUGGCGCGCCGGCGAGCGAGCCCGUGUUCGUGCAACUAUCACAAUUAUCACCAAAGAACCUCUCGUUACUACUAAAUACUCUUCUCGGGCACACAAAUCCGGAUGAUCGCCUACCAUACCGGUUUUACAAUCCAUACAGCGAUGGCAGCGCCGAGUUCUCACAAGAGGAGGUAAUCAGGAAGUAUUUGGACGGAACGGCCACAACUGAGUUGGCCUUGAAUAUACCUUUCCGAGCAGAAGCUGUGUUCAAGGUCAAGCCUGUCACAAGAUGCUCAGCCAGCAUCAGUGGACACGGCGAGUCGAUAUUAAGUGCAGCUUUCAAUCCAGCGACGUCGUCAUGGCUGGCAACAGGGUCGGGAGACAAGACAGCGCGAAUUUGGGAUUGUGAUACUGGUACGCCGAAACAUACUCUAAAAGGGCAUACGGGAUGGGUGCUCGUGGUGGCAUGGUCGCCGGACGAGGGACUGUUGGCGACAGGGAGUUACGAUAAUACAGUGCGACUGUGGGAUCCGAAGAAGGGCACACAACUCGGCGGACCACUGAAAGGGCACACGAAGCCAGUUCUGAGCAUAGCGUGGCAACCGUACCACAGUCGCGAUCCUGGGCGCCCUCUGCUGGCUUCAGCAUCGCAGGAUUUCACAGUACGGGUAUGGGAUGCAGUGAGCGGGCACACGGAUAAGGCGCUCACUGGGCACAAAGGGCAUGUCACAUGCGUGAAAUGGGGAGGUACAGGAUGGAUCUACACGAGUUCGCGAGACAAGACAGUGAAAAUCUGGGAUGCUGACAAAGGGACAUUGGUCCACACUAUCAAUGCACACGCUCACUGGGUGAAUCAUCUUGCGCUCUCGACCGAUUUCGUACUUCGCACGGGUUACUUCGAUCACAAGGGCAGCAAAGAGGUACCGGAGACGGUCGAAGGCAAGCGGCAGAAAGCGAAGCAGCGAUUUGAUGCCGUGAUUGCAGGCACCGGUUCAGAACGCCUUGUGACGGUGAGCGACGACAUGACCAUGUUCUUGUUCGAUCCAUCACAAUCUACGAAACCGAUACAGAGAAUGCACGGCCACCAGAAAGCGAUCAAUCAUGUUACCUUCUCCGCUGAUGGGGUUUUGAUUGCCAGCGCAGGCUUUGACAAUCAUGUCAAGCUAUGGCAGGCGAAGGAUGGCAAGUUCAUCACCACGCUCAGAGGUCACGUUGGGCCUGUGUUCCAGACAGCCUUCUCGCCAGAUUCCAGGCUAUUAGUCAGCGCCAGUGCCGAUACGACAUUGAAGGCAUGGAAUGUGAGAGAAGGCAAGCUGGCGGAGAAUCUGCCUGGUCAUCAAGACAGAGUGUUCGCGGUGGACUGGAGUCCAGAUGGCGAGCGCGUUGGCAGCGGCGGCGAGGACAAAGCCGUGCGCAUCUGGAGACACUAGUCACCAUCUUUACAGAUUGCGACGUUGACGCAAGAGAGUCUCUGUCCGCAGAUGACUUGCCAGAGGGCGGCUUGUAUGAGUGAGCUGCGGGACGA